GAUCCUAGUGCAACAUCAGUCUCGUCUCCGCGCUCGCUGCUCACCGACUGCGGAUGAGCUUCCGCUACGAUUUUCACGUAGCCCAAAAGUGCUACACCCAACGCACAAGACACUCCAGUUUGUUUGACGCCCAUCACUUACUCCCCCCUCUACCCCGCAGUUUAUUUUUCAAAAACCCGAUCGAAAGAAAAAAGACAAAAAAGUUUUUGGUUAAAAAUUCACAAAUUCAGUCGAUUCACUUGAGUGAAAUCGACCGCGAACAAGUGCGACACAUUGACUGACACGCUCGACGACGGCCGAAAUCUAUUGGCGUCGGUUGACGGACAUCUGCCAGUGAAGUUACCCAUUUUCCUUUUUUCUUUUUUUCUUUCCUCCCCCCGUUGAGACGACGUUGUUAUUAUUAUUUGGUGCUUCUUCUUCUUCAACUUCCUGUCGCUCCCUCGAGGCCGUUUCUCUUCUUCUUUCGGCUACGACGAGCGUCGUAAUGAAGUACUAGAGAGAGCACAGGGCGACUGAGAAUCAAAGAAAAAGAAUUCGGCAGCAGCCCCCCUCCAAUUUUUUUUUCUUUCCCGACUCACGAGUGUUUGUGUGCGCCAGUGAAUGUGUGUCUCUGUGUUUGUGCUCGUUGUGAGAAGAAGAAGAAGAAGUUGAUUUCCGCUCGAGACGUUUGUCGUCGCGUCUGGAUAUACACGCAAGAGGAGGAGACGCGCACACACACAGACACACAACAGGAAGGAAUAACCCAAAGGAAAACUUUUGCCCACCUUUCACCUCUGCACUCGAUCCUCAAAAGCCUUGACUCUUUAGGGCUCGUGUACUCUUUUUUAACAGCGCACACUGUCUCCCUCUUGUUGUUUCGCUUCGGCUGUGUGAGAAGAAACGAAACGAAACAAAACCGACGUCCGGACAUUUUCACAAGUGGCGAGAAAUACAUUUCCAGACACACACACACAACAAAAUCUCAAAAUAAAAUCUCAAAAAAAGAAGAAAGAAAGAAAAGAAAGAGGAGGCAGCAAAGUCACCCCAAUGCUGCAAUUGUCAAGUGUCGUCAUCGAUUCGCUCAGACUCGAGGGUGGUGGUUCAAGUGUCUCUGUUUAAUAUCAUCGUCCGAAGUCUCUUUUUUUCUCUCUCCUUUUGACUGCGACUAUCUCUCCCCCAUUUUAAGCGAGUCGACACACCGCCCACUACUACCCCUCAAUCUCAUUUCAAGCUUCUCUCUCUCUCUGUGUGUUAGAUUUUUAUUUCCCCCAAAAAGGGGGAGAGAGAGAGAGAUCCCUGAUGGACUGCGGUUGAUAACGCAAGACGUACCCUCCAUUUCCUGGUGGUAGAUAUUUUUUUAUUUUUUUCCUUUUUACUAAAAGGGCAAAAAUAUCUAAGGCACUCGAGACAAGGUCUCCUCUUCUGUCUGCUCCGGCGCAACCCAAUAAAUAAAAAAGGGAAAAGCUGAGAAGAAGAAGAAGAAGGGAGGAAAUUAAAAAAGCUAAAAAUAUCAUGGCCAGCAGCAAAAGCAGAAGCCGAAGCAGCACGUGGACUAUUAUGAUGGGAGUCGAGAGAUGGAAUGCCAUCUUGGUGCUGUGUGCGACAUGGAUGGUGGUCAUGUCGGCCGCCGGAGGUGCCGGAGCCUGCCCGGGCGUCAAGUGGAAGGGCGGCAAGCAGACGGUCGAGUGCCGCCAGCGCGGUCUCAUCACCCUGCCGUCCAACAUUGAUCCGCAAACUCAAGUGCUGGACCUGUCCGGCAGCAACCUGCAGACCCUGCCGCGCGAGGCCUUCUCCAGGGCCAAUCUCCUCAACUUGCAGAAAAUCUAUUUGGCCUCCUGUCGGAUCGGCCAGGUGGACCCGACGGCCCUGCGCGGACUCACCAACCUAAUUGAGCUCGACAUCAGCGACAAUUUGCUGACGGACGUGCCCAGCGAGGCGUUGCGCGAUGCCGUUUCAUUGCGCGAGCUCAGACUCAGUUCCAAUCCCAUCCAGAAGAUUGAGCAGGGCGCUUUCGACCAGGCCCCUGGACUGGUCAAACUCGACCUGUCCGACUGUCAGAUCGAGACGCUCGCGGCCGGUGCAUUCGACGGACUCGACCAGCUCUCCCAUCUGCGACUGGGAGGCAAUCGACUGCAAGAGCUCAGACCGGACGUCGUCUCCUCGCUGCCCAGUCGACUGCACGGACUUGAAUUGCAAAACAAUUUUUGGAUUUGCGACUGCAGACUCCGCUACUUGCGCGAGUGGCUCCAGCAGCACAACGUGCCCAGCCCGGCCACGGCCGCCUGCGCCCUGCCCGAAAGGCUGGCCGGCCGGGCCCUCAUCGAACUCCAAGUCGACGACUUUGCAUGCGCCCCUCAAGUGAUUCCGUUUCCAGCUGCUCCGCUGCUGGCCGGCGGCGGACAUCCGCACCUGCACGUCGAAGCCUCGGCCGGCGAGAAUGCCACUUUGACGUGCCGGAUGAGCGGCGUUCCUUCGCCGGAAAUCACUUGGUUGUGGCGCGGCCGUCCCAUGGCCAACGGAAGCAUUCCUGGCGAACCGGAAGCGCUACCUGUCGGAGAAACUGCCGAAGGCGACGGAUAUCCGUCCGACGAGACACGGACCGUCAUCAUCCUCGAGGAGGGCAAGUACGAAAAGACCAGUUAUCUCAUCCUGAGUCCGGCCAGAGAAACCGACAGCGGCGAAUUCGUUUGCGUGGCCGCCAACGCCGCCGGACUGGCCAGAGUCAACCUGACGCUCAGAGUCGACGUCCAAGCGCCCGUCGUCGGCGGACUGGGAGGCGCCCAAAUAGCCGGACUGGGAGCCGGCCUCUUCAUCCUGUUGGCCGCCGUCGUGGCCAUCCUCCUUCUGAUGCUCAUCCGCACGAGGAGUUCGGCAAACUCUGGCGGCUCAUCGGCCAACAAACUGGAAGACAACAACGGUAAAGCCGGCGGUCAGCGUCCGGCAGUUUUGCUGGGCACCAACAAUCACGGAGGCAAUCAAUGCCCGACAAUGUCAGGAAUGUCUGCGGCCAAAUCACCCACUUUGUCGGCGCUUGAGUACGGGCAAAUCGCCUUCGUCAACCCGCAGUCGCCCAACCGGGUCGUCGUCGUCACGACAGCCGCAACCGCUUCCGGGCUGAGCGACCGACCCGAUUUAAUCCACGACGCCAGAACCAGUUCCGAUAAUUACGGCUACGAUUUGGGACCGCCGCUCGAUUAUUCGACCCUCAAUCGACGCUACCACACGCACGGCCUGUCGGCCGAUCGCGACAUUUUGGCCGCCACGUCGGCCGGCGACUACCAGAGCGCCCAGACCGAUUCCUUCUACCCGUCGGCCCUGUGGGAUCACAUCUUGAACCCGACGUCCGAGGAGGACACGUCCGACGGAGCAAACAAUAACUUGACCAUCGAUCAGGGCAGCAGCCGGAGCAGCAGCGGCCAGCACAUCGGCUCGCCCAUCCAUCUGCCGCACGUGCCACUCACCGUGAUGGAUAGGACGGGCCUGCCUCAAAUCUACGUCCCCUAUUCCAGCGGGCAAAUCAUCCAGAAUCCGCGGGAUCUCCUGCCCGGCUCCUACGCCGACCGAAGCGAGAGUGAAGCUGGUGAGUCAGCCGUCAGUGUCGAUAGUUACAGUUUGCCUUGCCGGAUACCUGUCCAGCAGCAGCAGCAGCAGCAGCAGGGACAGGAAGCCGUAUGCGGACAAAACUUUGUCCCUUACCCGCCGGAUUACGGUCUUCCGCGCACCAGCCCGCCGCCCACUUUGCCUAAACCGUCUUCUCAACACCUGGCGGCCAUGGCGGCGGGGGCGGCAAUGGAACAACAACAACCACCUGCUCCCAGUGACGACCCAUCGAUCCACCACCACCACAGCCAUCAGCAGCAGCAGCAGCAGCAGACCCACAAUUCGUCCAGCAGCUGCUACGGUUCCAAGGCCAACAGCAGCGCAGAGUCGAGUCCGAUCGCCACCGCUUCAAAUGCCAAAGGCCCGCGCUUCUGGCAGCAGCGACCGGGCACCCACAACGGAAAGAGAUCUCAUCACCACUUCGCCAGAGACUCACCUGACGAGGGCUACCAAGAAGAAUGCGCCACCGACGUCUGAAACAGUUGGCAAAUCUCGUCGAAAAUGCAGAGCUCGAAAUGAAAUAAAAAACACAAUAAUAAAGUUGCGCUUAGAUUCCAGCCAGUCAUCCAUCCAUCCGCCGAAGGGAAAUCAAUUUGGCUGUCGUCGCUACACGAUGACAUGUACAUUCCUAUCGAUUGGGGUGGGAGGCAAAGAGUUUUGAAAUUUCAGCAAGGUAAGACGGUCGAAGUUGAGCAGUCAAACCCCACAACUUCCGGCUGUUUUGACUUUUGAGAUUUUCCUUGCGACAACGACGAGGUUUUCUAUUAUUCAAAAUGUGUCCCACUUUUGCAGAAGUUGCAUUGUGAGAGGGACCGGGCCAGCGAAAGGUCCAAAUUGUUUGUAGGGGGAAAUGAAGGAACGUCAAUAAUCGACCGGCCGGCCCCCCAUCGUGGAUUAUGGGGUGAGUGUGUAAAUAAGUAAAAAAUCAAGAAGAAUCCACCAAAAACAGCCAGUCCAGAAGCAGAAGGAAGGACGGCUGUCGUCCAUGACACACAAAACAAACAAGAAGAAAAAAAAAAUAGGAAACGCAGGGCCCGCCAUGUGGUGCUUGUAGCGCACAAGGUGGCCAACAUUCGGCCAGCAUUCCCAUGAUUGCUAUUCUGUCGAUGACGAAUCUAAUGUUGUACAGAAAAAAAAUGAAACCGGGCGAGGAACACAGUGGCUGUACAAAAAGGUACAACUCGUGACGUGAUGGCCAAAAAAAAAAAAGAUUUUCUACAGACGAUAUAACCAUUAUCACUAUUAAAACAUAAAUAUAUUAAAAUAUAAUCGUAUUCCUCAUUUGUGUACGUGAACUCCUCCGCCGUGUGUGUUUUUUUUGAAAAAUUUAAACUAAAAAAAAAUGUAAAUCUAGAAAAAAAUGUGUUUUUGUUUUUUUUUCUAUCGUGAUUGAUUUUAAUCGCUUAAAAAAACAAACCCCCCCCCCAAAAGAUUGUUGUAUAUCAAAUGAUUGAAUUUUUUGUUCCGUUUUUUUUUCUGUUCAACAUGUCACACGACAAGGCUGCACGGACCGCGUCCCGGCCGGCCGUGCAGUCACGUGAAAUACAGCUCAGACCAAAUAAGAAAGGAGGAGAUUUUCGUUGUUUUCUUUAAUUUUAUUAUUAUUUGUCAAAUAACAGUUUUCAAGUGUCAUUCUUUUGUUUUUUUGUGUAACAUUUUGUGUUCCGAGUGAUUUUCAGACAAAGUUGAAUAUAUCGCAAGUGUCUCUUUUCCUAAAUUUCUUGUACAGAUCAUGUGAGUGUGUUUAAAAAAAACUAAAAAAAAACCUCCUUAAAAUCUUAGCGCAUAAAAAAAAGAAAAAUAAUAAGCAUAAUAAUCGAAAGAAAAGAAUAAAACUAAAUUUUUUUUCUUUUCUUAUCCGGUCAAUAACAAAUUCUGCCCCAUGUUUCACCCCGAGCGUUCACUUUGACAUGAUAUUAUAUAUACAUACAUAUACAUCUAUAUAUUUGUAUUCAUGAGAGCUGCGAUAUUAAUAUAAUUAUUCGUCUACUCCA
Molecule: messenger RNA, 5573 nt
Organism: Daphnia pulex (common water flea)
Lineage: Eukaryota; Metazoa; Arthropoda; Branchiopoda; Diplostraca; Daphniidae
Exons: 1
Coding region: 1492-4056 (854 amino acids)
Molecular function (GO): protein binding
Source: RefSeq, a predicted model, not a curated record